AAAAAGCGCGUCCGACUCGCGUGAAGUGUUGGUGUGGCGUAAAGGUCGUCGUCGUUGUGCCACCAACGAAACCAGUUAGUAGGUUACUCGACCACCUAAACCGAUCGUCGGUCGGCAGUGUAAUUGAAUCCACCGAGACGUUGGCACACAACAUGUGGUUAGUUCAAGUGGUAUGGCUGUUGGUUUUUGCCCUGCUGGUCAGUUAUCUUUGGAUCAAGAAGAGAUUCAGUUUUUGGAAGGAUCGCGGCGUGGAAUACAUCGAGCCGGAGUUUCCGUUUGGGAAUUUUAAGACCCUGGGCAAGGUUGAACACAUCGCACCGAUUACGCAGCGACAUUAUGACUAUUUCAAGCAAAAAGGAGCCCCAUAUGGUGGUGUUUUUAUGCUAACUUCACCGCUGCUGUACAUCUUGGACACAAAACUGAUCAAAACACUUCUGGUGAAGGAUUUCAAUUACUUCCCCAACCGAGGCGUUUAUUUCAACGAGAAAGAUGACCCCCUUUCGGCCCAUAUGUUCGCAAUUGAAGGCAGCAAGUGGAAGACGUUGCGGAACAAACUGUCGCCCACAUUUACUAGCGGUCGAAUCAAGAUGACCUUCCCAUUGGUCGUGGGGGUGUGUCAGCAAUUUUGUGAUCACCUUGGUGAAGUGGUCCAGCAAAGCAAUGAGGUGGAGAUGCAUGAUUUAUUAUCCAGGUAUACGAUUGACGUGAUUGGAACGUGUGCUUUCGGUAUUGAGUGUAACAGUUUCCGUGACCCGGAUAAUGAGUUCCGCAAAUAUGGCAAGAUUGCAUUUGAUAAGCUGCCUCAUUCUCCACUAGUUGUUUACCUAAUGAAGGCUUUCCGAAGCUACGCUAAUUCGCUGGGAAUGAAGCAGUUGCACGAAGACGUUUCCUCGUUUUUCUCCAAAGUCGUGAAGGAUACGAUUCAGUAUCGUGAAACUAAUGGCGUUGUUCGGAAUGACUUUAUGGACUUGUUGCUAAAAUUGAAGAACACGGGCAAGUUGGAAGAGAGCGGUGAGGAAAUUGGCAAACUAUCGUUCGAUGAGAUCGCGGCUCAAGCUUUUAUCUUCUUCACCGCCGGGUACGACACUUCGUCAACCGCAAUGACUUACACCCUCUACGAGUUGGCACUGAACCAAGAGGCACAAGAAAAGGCACGUAAAUGCGUGUUAGACAUUUUUGCAGCUAACAAUGGAACUCUAACAUACGAAUCUGUCGGCAAUAUGGGUUAUCUCGAUCAGUGUAUAAACGAAACGCUUCGCAAGCAUCCUCCGGUGGCCAUUUUGGAACGCAAUGCAGAUAAAGACUACACGCUGCCUGAUAGCGACAUUGUCAUCAAGAAGGGUCGCAAAAUAAUGAUUCCCACCUUUGCCAUGCAUCAUGACCCGGAGCACUUUCCCGAUCCAGAGCGGUACGAUCCGGAUCGGUUUUCACCGGAACAGGUUGCUGCGCGGGAUCCGUACUCCUAUCUACCGUUUGGAGAAGGACCUAGGAUUUGCAUCGGAAUGCGCUUCGGUACCAUUCAGGCUCGCGUUGGGCUGGCAAGUCUGCUGAGAAGAUUUAAGUUCAGUGUUUGUGAUAAGACGCAAAUACCGGUCAAAUAUUCGAGAACGAAUUUCAUUCUAGGGCCGGCUAAUGGGGUUUGGUUGAGAGUCGAAAAACUUUGAAUAUUUUCUCCGAAUGGUUCUUAUAAGAAACUGAUACUAAAGAUAGGAAACGUGUCGACAUCAUUAAUAAAAUACGUAAUAAAACACUAGAUUUCACAAAUUAAAA
Messenger RNA from Armigeres subalbatus, 1770 nucleotides. RefSeq names its product cytochrome P450 6a8-like. The record is from RefSeq and is a predicted model, not a curated record. Lineage: Eukaryota; Metazoa; Arthropoda; Insecta; Diptera; Culicidae. The coding region runs from base 153 to 1664 and encodes 503 amino acids. The transcript has 2 exons. Gene Ontology annotation, molecular function: monooxygenase activity; oxidoreductase activity, acting on paired donors, with incorporation or reduction of molecular oxygen; heme binding.